AUGCCCCCUUCGUCGUUUCGAGAUCCUCGUCGUGAGAUAAACGCUCUCGCGCGAUGGACAAGUUUCCGCAUCGUUAAGUGCGUUUCAGUUCGGCGUGAACCAACUUGCUACGUCCGUAACUAAAUACCACAGUCCGUGCUCGCACGACCAGCGUGGAUCGCAUAAAUCGAUUUGUCUUCGAUUUCGCGACCGCUAUUGUUACGUGACGCGCCAAUAUAGUUCUAAUACCACUAUAGUUCUAACAUGAUUUUUUAUGCGACAUGCAACACCGAUAGUUACAACAUCGUGAAUCAUCACAAUUAUCACUCUGUUUUAUCAUGCUGUUCAUGUAAACGUAUAUUACCGGAUAUCACCGAAUCGGUUUCAGCCGAUGUGUCGUGUAAACACAGUCGUCACUGGCGAUAUCGUCCGUGACGAUUUACCAACAGACCGAAUGUGCAAUUACGCUUCGAAAUCAGAUUUUUGCAACUCGCUAUCUCCGAUACGCGACUUUCAGAGAGCGUUCGAGUAUCCUUGAUAUCCGCGAUAUCUCGACAACUUUUCCGCGCCGACAAGGUUGUCGUUCCUAACAUCGUGUCUUGAGAGCAUCUCGACGAUGCGGAGCAUAUUUACGAUUUUCUCGCGAGGCUACACCGCGAACAAGAGGUUCUUGAUAUGCGGACACAAUCCGAGGAAGCACCGACGGCCGUUCAGCACUACUGUCGUCGAAGACGAUCGUUCGCCGUUGAGCGGGACACGAGUUCUAGAUCUGACGCGGAUCGUAGCCGGUCCCUACUGCACGAUGAUCCUGGGAGACCUCGGCGCGGAGAUCCUAAAGAUCGAGCGACCCGGCAGCGGAGACGAGGCCCGCAAGUGGGGCCCGCCGUUCUUCGAGGGGACGCGCGAGUCCACCUACUUCGCGAGUGUCAACAGGAACAAGAAGAGUGUUUGUAUUGACUUGAAGAGGGGGAGGGAUGUUGUGUGUGAAUUAGCACGGGAGUGCGACGUCCUGGUGGAGAAUUAUGUGCCGGGCAAAUUGAGCAGCAUGGGCUUAGGGUACGAUGAUAUAGCCGAGGUGGCACCGCGCCUUAUAUAUUGUUCGUUAACUGGCUACGGAUCUCAAGGGCCGUACGCAAGCAGAUCCGGUUACGAUGUGAUCGCUGCAUCUUUGGGAGGCCUCCUGCACAUCACCGGGCCAAAAGACGGGCCGCCAUGCAAGGUCGGUGUGGCGAUGACAGAUUUGGCGACAGGCUUGUAUGCUCAUGGAGCGAUCAUGGCAGCUCUACUGCAGAGAUCAAGGACCAACAAAGGCCAAUGGAUACAGUGCAAUCUUCUAUCGACCCAGAUCGCAAGCUUGAUAAAUAUCGCUUCGAAUUACUUGAAUGGUGGCAAGGAUGCGACAAGGCUGGGAUCCGAACAUGAGAGCAUAGUUCCGUACGAAGCUUUCCCAACAAGAGACGGGUAUAUGACAGUAGGAGCGGGGAGUGAUUUGCAGUUUGUGGAUUUGGUGAAGAGAUUGCAGUUGCCAGAGCUAGCCGAUGAUGAGAAAUUUCAGGAUAACACAGCUCGAGUUGAGCAUAGAACAGAACUACUUCGAAUUCUUAGAGGCACGUUCGAGAAAAAGACGAAUCAGGAGUGGUCUGCGGUACUCGAAGGUGCCACUUUUCCUUAUGGAGCGGUAAAUUCUAUAAGAGAAGUAUUUGACGAUCCUCACGUUAAAUAUACACAUUUAGUUCAAGAAGUAGACCAUCCAAUCACAGGCAAGAUGAAGCUUGUUGGACCACCUGUUACAUACAGUUACGCCACCAAUGCAGUGAGAUCACCGCCACCAGUGUUGGGACAGCAUACAGAAGAAGUUUUAAGAAAUAUAUUAAAAUAUUCCGACGAUAAAAUAGAAAAUUUAAUGGCACAGAAAAUUGUGGCAAAAUAAUCGACAAAUAUAAUGCAUUUUUAUAUAUUUUUACAAGCCAUUACAUAGGAAACAAAUAUCGAUUUUACAGUGGAAUAACAGUUCUAGAAACUUGUAAAUAUUAUUACAUUUAUCUAUGAUAAGAUUCUGAGAAAUUUCAUUAUAGAGAUUUCACAGAUUGGUUACUGAUGGUAGAUGUGAAGUACACGGCAUAUGAUUAA
Dinoponera quadriceps is the source of this 2109-nucleotide messenger RNA. RefSeq names its product succinate--hydroxymethylglutarate CoA-transferase. The transcript is spliced from 2 exons. Gene Ontology annotation, molecular function: catalytic activity. Lineage: Eukaryota; Metazoa; Arthropoda; Insecta; Hymenoptera; Formicidae. The coding region runs from base 596 to 1909 and encodes 437 amino acids. The record is from RefSeq and is a predicted model, not a curated record.